CUUAUUGAAGUAAACAAAUGGUUCUUGUAUUCUCUAAAACACAUUUUUAUUAGUUCUGGCAUGCUUUCUUGCUGACCAAAUAUUUAAAUUAAGAUAGAAUUGAUUGCAAGUUGUACUGAAAAGCCCAGUUGCAUCACUUAAGUUUUUGCUCAAAUAACGUUUGUUUCUUUGUUGACCAGCUGAAUAGGUGAAGUUGCUAAAAUGCCAGCUAGGCCUGACGUACAGUUGGAAAAAUGCCUAGAUGAUGCCACAAGAAAAAAUAAUUUCCAGUCAUUAGAGCAAUUUCUGCAAAAAGAAAGUAAUGAUGGUAUUUCUCAUAAAUGCAGCAAGCAGUUUUUUAACAAAUUAGACAAACUUAUAUGCCGGGAAUUAGAUGAGAAAGAAGUAAAGAACGUUUCAACUUUGUUAAAUUCUCUUCAGAAAUUUGGUAAAAAUAUCAGCAUACAAGGUGAAGAUGGUAUUCCAGCAAUGAUAAAAUAUGGUCUUGUUGAAAAGAUGGUUAAUUGGUUUGAAAAGGCAAAAGAAAUUCUGAUACAUAAAGGAAAUGAAAAAAAUGACAUGCUGGAAAGUCUAAUUGAAGAUUUCUUUGAUGUUUUAAUGAUUGUACAUGAUAUGAACACUGAAGGUAAAAUACAAAUACUAGAAAGCUUUAUAUUGAGAACAUGUGCCCUUGUUGCUGAUGUAAGAAUUAAUUUUUAUAUUCAGCAGGAGGCAGUAAGAAAACUUAAUGUAAUGCUUGACACCAUGCCUCGAGAUGCCCGGAAAAAAAUCAUUUCCACAAAGGAAAUGUUGCUUAUCAUGAAUGACAUGGGAAAGAGAAUUUUAGAUGCUGGAGACUAUGACUUACAAGUAGCCAUUACAGAAGCUUUAUGCAGAAUGACAUCAGAGAAACAAAGAGGAGAACUGGCACGCCAGUGGUUUUCUAUGGAGUUUGUGACCAAUGCAUUUAAAGGAAUUAAGGACUCCGAAUUUGAAACAGACUGUAGAAAAUUUCUUAACCAGGUGAAUGGCAUACUAGGGGAUAAAAGAAGGGUUUUUACAUAUCCUUGCUUAGCAGCAGUCCUUGAUAAACAUGAGCUACAGAUACCACUGGAUGAAAAUCUUGAAGAAUUUUGGAUUGAUUUUAAUGUUGGCAGCAGAAGUAUAUCCUUCUAUGUAGCAGCAGAUGAUGAAGAUCAUCAAUGGGAAACAGUUGUUAUACCUGAAGAAGAUGUAGAAAUGUACAGCCUUGAAGAAAAAGAAUCAAAGAAGUUAUUAACAGUAAUUCUAAAAAACCCAAUGACCAUCUGUAACCAAGAAGGAGGGCAAAUCCUAUUAUAUUUUGAUCCUGUCUUGGAAAUCAUAGAUGUGGUCAGAAAGGUUUAUGGUGCAAAUAAAUGUAAGGGGUUUACUAGGAAGCAAGCUAUAUCGGUUGCCAAAACAUCAGUGCACAUCAUUUUUGAUGAAAGUGGAUCACAGGUUCUUGUACCAGAAAGUCAGUUGUCACCUUGCAUAAAAGGAAAGUCAGAAAUAGAAAAUAAAUCCAAUAAGUCCAUAAAGCAGCAACUUUAUGACGCACAGAAAAAUAUGAAUAAAAAUACUAAGCAAGACAACUGCGAACAUAUUCGAUCCAAGAUCAUCACACCUAGUAAGAGAAAAGUGUCCGAAGCAACAGUGGUUAUCCCAAGAACUGGUAGCUUGCCUGAUAGGAGCCCAUUGGUAUUUGUCAGUACCUCAACUCCGCGAAAGGGUCGAUUUAAACUACCUUUGCAAAUGAUGUGUUCUUCUGAAAGAACUAAUAAUAACUCUUUAACUGAGGGUGGAAUAAAGAAUUUAAAUCUAGAGCCUACUGGAGCAUGUAUGUCUUCUGUGUCUGAAUCUCUUAAAAGGAAUAAUUCUGCAGAAAAACAAAUGUCAGCUGAAGAAGUUUUGGAACUGAUGCAAAAUGAGGCAGACGGUAAGACUGGCCAAAAACGAAUGUUAAAUGAACUAUUAGAUAUUGUUCCUGAUUCCCAACCACUAGAGAGAAAUUAUAAGCCUCUAUUGCCUGGUAUUUUGGAAAUUUCUUCCGAUGAAAAUAAAACCUGGAAAAAAAGGGCAUGUUCUGUGCCUGAGGCAAUUAUAACAAGCUGUGACAAACAGAAAACAAAUACAUCAGCAGGACAUGCAUCCCAUCAAGUUUCUAUUCUUAGUGAAAGAGUUUCCAAACAAAGAGCUUUCUGUUCAAUUUUUGAAAGUACAUCUCCAAAAUGUCAGAGUAGAAAUAUAGAAAAGAAGCAAAAAAGUGAAGCUAAUAAAAUGAAAGAGGAAUACUGCAGAAUGCAAACUGAGCAAUCGCUAACCACCCCUAAGCAUUUGGAACAGAAAAUACUAUGUACAGCAGCAACAGAUACUCGCAGUAUACCUGAAAUAACACCUUUUAAAUCAAUUCAUCCAGCAAGAAGGGCUGAAAAAUCUUUGAUGAAUGUUGAUUUAAUGGAGUACAAAGGUAAAAAAGGGACUACAAAUUGCAAAAGUUCUGAGAAGAAAGCAAAAUCCAAAGAAAUGGCUGAAGCAGCAGAAUCACUAAUAAAUAAAAUUAGUGACAGAUACAAAAAAAGGAAUGACAGCAAAUGUGCAAGAAAAGUAACAGAAUCUUUAGGUAACAACAGAUCAUUACAUAAGUCCGGAUUCAGUGCCAAUAAGGAAAUAGUUCAGAAUAGAAGUUAUAGAAACCUGAAAACUGCUACUACUCUUAAUAUAAAUGCAGGAUAUGUGGAUGAUGUCUACAAUUUCAACACAAGUGGAUUUGAUGAACCUACAAUAAAGCUUGGAAUCCAAGAAGUACAUGUCACCAAACUGAAAGCUAGUACAAACCCAACAAAAAAACUGAAUCCUGAUGAAAAAAGAACUGUCACUGAAAAAAAAGAAGGAAAAAAAGCUAGAAAUAAUCAAAACAAGAAGCAUCUGUUCAGUGACACAGACACAGAAUACAGAGGUGAUGACAGCAAGACAGACAUUAGUUGGCUACAGGAGUCCAGUAGAAAGCAUAAACCUCAGCUAACAGACUAUAGCAGAAAUCAGAACCUAAAGAAACCAAAAAGGGUAGAAACAACAGAAGUAGUCCCUGAAGCUGCAGAUCUGAUGGAUAUCUCUAAAGAGGAAAAAACAAAGAACAAAAAGGUACCUGCUUGUAAAAAAACAAGCACAAAGACUGAUGAGAAUAGAAAACAAACGGUCAAACCAGAAAGGCCUCGAAGAGCAGCAUUAUCCAAAAAAAGUUACAAAGAUCUCUCAAAUUCAGAGUCAGAGAGUGAAGAGGAAGCUUUAGAGUACCCUGUUAAACUAAAAAUGCAGAAAGAACAUGAAAAUGGACAAAGCAAAACAGUCAAGCAAAAGAAGACCACUGGCUCUACAGAUUCAAAAAAGGAAGUAACAAGAAAACAACAGAUUAUCAAAAAAAAAUCAGAAGAUCUUGCAAGACAAAGAAAAAAAAAAGGAUCACCAGUGCCAUCAACUGAAAGUCCAGCAUCGAUUGAAACAGUGAGAGGUUCUGAGAAACUGUCAGAGGCAGCACUCAUCCAAGAGCACAUUGCCAUGGAAAGAUCAACAUCAUCUCUUCAGGACCCAACACCAGAAAAGGACUCUUUAGAUGCUGUGAAACUAAUGUCCAUUAAUAUGCCGCAUGCAACAAAAAAGAAUGAUCAACAUACAUCUCUAAACCAGUCUCCUGAAAAUACUGUGAGAAACUCUAUGUUUGAAAGUGAAUGUUUUUCACCAGGAUUAAGUCCAGUCUCUUUGCCCAGCCUGACUCCAGUAACCAUAGACAAAACUGUCACAAGUAGAAAAGUCAUAGAGGUUUCUGUACCUGAUGUAGAACUGAGCAAUAUUAAUGAAGCAAUCCAGGUUGAAAAUUACCUUUCUGGCAAACUCGCCAUUGAAGAAAUGAAAGAUCUCACCAAAAAUAUCGUGCAAAGUAAAAGAGAGGAAUCCUUAUCUCCAUCUCAGUUAACCACUUCUAGUGGAGACAAAGAACAGUCAUGGCAUAAAGAACCUGUAGGUCACAUACAUGAAUCUGGACCUUCCAUACAUUCCAAUCUCAAACGAAUGUAUUGCAAUGACAUAGAAAGUGAUUCUGAUGAAAUGAUGGAAAUGAGGAAAGAAGAGGAUGAAAAACAAAAGAGAAAAAUAAAGUUACUCCCUAAAAAAUUAUUCAAAGCAGAUGAAGAUAUUGCCAGUAGUAGAGUGACUGAAAGCAUAUCUACUGUAUCUAUAAAUGACUUGUUUACUACGGAUGGUGAGGCGUGGGAACCUGGGUGUUCAAGUGUAGGGAUAUAUCAGAAGCUCCAUAAAGAAUUUACUAGGAAAAUUCAGAGCCGCUCAAGAAGAAUGGACCAUUUUAACAAGCAGUCAUUAAAAACUGCUCAGCAGCAUUUGACAACAAUGACUUACGAGCUGCAUGAAUACAGGAUCAAACAGCUGGACAAAUUUCAUGUCGCUAUCAUGGAGGAGCUUGAGAGUUUCGAAAAAGAUUCCCACUCUUUGAAAAAUAUGGAGAAAGAAUUUUUGAGUUUUUGGAAAAAGCAGGCAAAUACUUUUAGUGUGUACAGGAGAAAUGAGCAACAGAGGAUUCAGAUUCUUAAAACUUCAUUUGAGAAGAAUAUCUACCAAAGUGUUGAGUAUGAGGAAAAUAUCUUAACUUCUGAGAUGCAUCUAAUGAAAGAAGACAUGAAAGGUCUUCAAGAGAAGCUCCUUAAGGAAAUGCAAGAAGAGGAGCUAUUUAAUGUUCGCAGAGGAUUGCAGACCCUGUUUUUGUCAGAAGGAAGAAAAUUCUAAUGUCAAAUUUAAAUACUUUAACAAUAUAUUGUUAUAUUCAGAUUAGUUCUCAGUAAUGUGAAGUUUGACAAUCAUAUUCAGCGAAAGCAAACCACUGCUAUGAAAUCUCUUUUUUUCUUUAAAGAUUGUAAUUUUAUGUAGAUAAACUCUAUUCUGUCACAAGCAUUUGAGGUUUCUUUUGAUUACCAUAGUAAGAUGUAAUAUGUAAAUUUGGAUUUUUAAAGAAGUGCUAUUUUUAAAGGAUCUCCACAUAAGAUGCAAGGGAUGUUUAAUAAUAAAGGAUCAUUUUUAAAAGAUGUAUUUAUUCAUGGAUGUAGAAAAGUGGCCAUUCCCAAUUGACAUGAAAAGGUCAUGUUUAUGUCAUGACUCCCUGUAGUGCAUUGUGUCCAGUCAGGUGCAGAAUAUGACUGCAAAUUAUUUUAGCACAUUAAAAGGAGAUCAGAAAGGCAUUUCUGGAAGUCGCAUCCUAUUUAACCCUGCUAUUAGCUUUCAGUAGAAGUUUGUUGUAGACUAAAAUCAUUUGUAAAAUGUGCAUGUUUUUACCUUAUUUUGCAAAUAUAUAUUAAACUUUCCAUGACGCACA
Molecule: messenger RNA, 5377 nt
Organism: Gavialis gangeticus (Gharial)
Lineage: Eukaryota; Metazoa; Chordata; Crocodylia; Gavialidae
Gene: SYCP2
Product: synaptonemal complex protein 2
Exons: 43
Coding region: 202-4794 (1530 amino acids)
Source: RefSeq, a predicted model, not a curated record